Molecule: messenger RNA, 1179 nt
Organism: Geodia barretti
Lineage: Eukaryota; Metazoa; Porifera; Demospongiae; Tetractinellida; Geodiidae
Source: the annotation of a GenBank genome assembly
AUGAAAUCGACACGGCCAAGACUAGAGCGCGCGGUCCUAGUGGGCGUAGAACUGAAGCGCAGGCGCGGCCUGUGGGGGCUGGAGGAAUCGCUCACCGAGCUUGCGGAGCUUGCGAGAAGCGCGCGCGCCAUAGUCGUAGCUACAGUGACGCAGCGCAUGGACAGGCCGACGCAGACAUAUCUGGGCAAGGGCAAGCUGGAAGAACUGAAAGGGCUCCUCUAUGCGAAGCGUGCGAGCACCGUUAUCUGCGACGACGAGCUGACACCCACGCAGCAGCGCAACCUCGAAAAGGAACUAGGCGGCGCGAAAGUCAUAGACCGAACCGCGCUGAUCCUGGAUGUGUUCGCACAGCGGGCGCGCACCAAGGACGGACGCCUGCAGGUGGAGUUAGCGCAGCACGAAUAUCUGCUGCCGAGGCUUGCCGGACAGUGGACGCACCUAGAGCGUCUGGGUGGUGGCAUAGGCACUCGCGGACCAGGAGAGACGCAGAUCGAGACCGACCGGAGGCUCGUGCGGCAGCGCAUACAGAAGCUCAAGCGCGACCUCGAAGAUGUGCGGCGGCACCGGGCGAGGUACAGGGCGCGGCGCAUCGAGAUGGAGGUGCCAGUUGUGUCGCUUGUGGGCUAUACCAAUGCCGGCAAAAGCUCACUGCUGAACCGGCUAACGAAUGCCGAUGUGAUGGCGGAGAACCUGUUGUUCUCCACACUUGACCCGAUAACGCGGCGAAUCAAGACGCCGGCGGGGCGCGAUGUACUACUGACCGACACCGUGGGAUUUAUACAGAAGUUGCCGACUGCUGUGGUUGCCGCAUUCCGCGCGACACUCGAAGAGGUGCAGGAAUCGACGCUGGUGCUGCAUGUGCUGGACAUCGCGCAUCCGAACGCGGCACAGAUGGCGGCCGUCGUCGAAGGCAUCCUCAAGGAUUUGGGCAUUGCAGAUAAGCCACGGCUGGUGGCACUUAACAAGGCCGACCUGCUGGACGAAAAUGUGGACGCCGAAACGCUAAGCCGCGCGCUGCAACUGGCGGACGGCGAGCUCGGCGGUGUGUUCACAUCGGCCGAGACGGGGACAGGACUUGACACGCUGCUGCGCGAGAUCGAUGACGCGCUGAGUGCAGAGGACGAAGACCGUGAAUUGACGGCGGUGCUGGACGGGACAUACGGACCACGGCGAAUCUGA